GGACAAAGGGCGGUAUUACCCAUUUUAUACACAGUGCAUGCUCUCUCUCUCUCUCUCUCUCUCUAAAAUGGAGGAACAGAGUAGUAGCACACAGCCACUCCUCUCCCCCGGGAAAUACCAAUUGACAAAAUCAAGCAGUUCGCUCUCUUCAUCAUCGUUCAUUGCAGAUGAAGCAGACAUCAAGCCCGUCGGAAGUGUCAGAGAUUUCUUCCGUGAGUUUUCGUUGGAGUCCAAGAAGCUUUGGUACCUCGCCGCUCCGGCGAUCUUCACCACCGUCUGCCAGUACUCCCUCGGCGCAAUCACCCAAGUCUUUGCUGGCCAUGUCGGAACAGUCGAACUCGCCGCCGUGUCCGUGGAAAACUCCGUCAUCGCCGGUUUUUCUUUUGGUCUCUUGUUGGGAAUGGGAAGUGCACUAGAGACCCUCUGCGGGCAAGCGGUUGGAGCAGGGCAACUAGACAUGCUAGGGAUAUAUAUGCAGAGAUCGUGGAUUAUCCUCAACACCACGUCACUCUUCUUGAUGUUCUUUUACAUCUUCGCCACCCCACUUCUGAAGCUCAUAGGCCAGACGACUGAGAUAUCGGAGGCGGCUGGAACCUUUGCAGUCUGGAUGAUUCCCCAGCUCUUCGCCUACGCCUUCAUGUUUCCGCAGGCGAAGUUCUUGCAAGCCCAAAGCAAGAUGGCAGCGAUGGCCGUGAUAGGAGCAUCGGCCUUGGUUUUGCACGCCGUCUUCAGCUGGCUCCUGAUGCUCAAGUUGGGGUGGGGAUUGGUGGGCGCAGCGGUGGUCCUGAAUUCCACGUGGUGGUUGAUAGUGGUGGCUCAAAUGUUGUAUAUUGUGUGUGGGUCCUGUGAUCGGGCUUGGUCCGGGUUUUCAUGGAUGGCGUUUCAUAAUCUCUGGGGAUUCGUCAAGUUAUCUCUUGCAUCUGCCGUGAUGCUUUGCUUAGAGACAUGGUACUUUAUGGCAUUAAUUCUCUUCGCUGGGUAUUUGAAGAAUGCAGAGGUUGCUGUGGAUGGCUUAUCAAUUUGCAUGAAUAUUUUGGGCUGGACGAUCAUGGUAGCUCUUGGGUUCAAUGCAGCUAUCAGUGUAAGGGUAUCGAAUGAACUAGGGGCAGCACAUCCAAGAACAGCAAAGUUCUCAGUGGUGGUGGCUACCGUGACAUCAAUGCUAGUUGGCCUUGCAAUGGCACUCGUUUUGAUUAUUGCACGAAAGCAAUACCCGGAUCUGUUUUCGAGUAGCACAGAAGUCAAACAGCUUGUGUAUUCGCUCACUGCAAUGUUAGGAAUAAGCAUUGUCAUUAACAGUCUCCAACCUACUCUCUCUGGGGUAGCCAUUGGAGCAGGGUGGCAAGCUUAUGUAGCCUAUGUGAACAUAGGCUGCUACUAUUUCUUCGGCAUCCCUCUGGGUCUUGUGCUAGGCUAUGCCACUGAUAUGGGUGUUACGGGAAUUUGGGAUGGAAUGUUGGCAGGAACAGUCUUGCAAACAUGCAUCCUCCUAUGGAUGAUUUAUAGGACUGACUGGAACAAAGAGGCAUCCAUAGCCGGACGUAGAAUAAAAGAAUGGGGCGGAAAGGUGAAUCUUCCCAAAGAUACUGAUGCAAUCAAGCUAUUCAAGCCAUCAAUUAACCACACUCGUCCUCUUGAAGCAUUUGAAAGACUCAAAGAAGCCAUCAAGUGUGGGACGAGGAGAAAGGGGAGUGAAUACUCAUUUUAUAAAGCAUCCGUUUCGCAAUCUCUCUCUCUCUCUCUCUCUCUCUCUCUCUCUCUCUCUCAAAUGGACGAGGAGACUAGUAGCACACUGCCACUUCUCUCUCCCAGCCGAUACGUUGACCUUAGAGCGACAAGAUCAAGCACUUCCCUCUCUUCCUCAUCGUUCGUUGCAGAUGAAGCAGACAUCAAGGCAAUUAGAAAUGUCAGAGAUUUCUCUGCAGCAUUUGUGUUGGAGUCCAAAAGGCUUUGGUACCUCGCGGCUCCGGCAAUCUUCACCACCGUUUGCAACUACUCCCUCGGCGCAAUCACCCAAGUCUUUGCCGGCCACGUCGGAGCAAUCGAACUCGCCGCUGUGUCUGUGGAAAACUCCGUCAUCGCCGGUUUUUCUAUGGGUCUCUUGUUGGGAAUGGGAAGUGCGCUAGAGACACUCUGCGGGCAAGCUGUCGGAGCAGGGCAACUAGGCAUGCUAGGAAUCUACAUGCAGAGAUCAUGGGUUAUCCUCAACACCACAUCGCUCUUCUUGAUGUUCUUCUACAUUUUCGCCGCCCCGCUUCUAAAACUCAUAGGCCAAGAAAGUGAAAUUGCGGAGGCGGCCGGAACCUUCGCUGUCUGGAUGAUUCCCCAGCUCUUCGCCUACGCGUUCAUGUUUCCGCAGGCGAAAUUCUUGCAGGCCCAGAGCAAGAUGGCAGCGAUGGCCGUGAUAGGCGCAGCGGCCUUGGUUUUGCACACCGUCUUCAGCUGGCUCCUGAUGCUCAAGUUGGGGUGGGGAUUGGUGGGCGCGGCGGUGGUCCUGAAUUCCACGUGGUGGUUGAUAGUGGUGGCGCAAAUGUUGUAUAUUGUUAGUGGGUCAUGUGGCCGAGCUUGGUCUGGAUUUUCAUGGAAGGCGUUCCAUAAUCUCUGGGAAUUCGUCAAGCUGUCUCUUGCAUCUGCUCUCAUGCUUUGCUUAGAGAUAUGGUACUUUAUGGCGUUGAUUCUAUUUGCCGGGUAUUUGAAGAAUGCAGAACUUUCAGUGGAUGCCUUAUCAAUAUGCAUGAAUAUAUUGGGCUGGACAAUCAUGGUAUCUAUCGGAUUCAAUGCAGCUAUCAGUGUAAGGGUGUCAAAUGAAUUGGGUGCAGCGCAUCCAGCGACCGCCAAGUUCUCGGUGUUGGUAGCCACCAUGACAUCGUUUAUGGUCGGCCUCGUCAUUGCACUCAUUCUGAUUAUUGCACGGAAGCAAUAUCCGAAUUUGUUUUCAAACAGCACAGAGGUCAAACAGCUUGUGUACUCGCUCACUGUAACGUUGGGAAUAAACAUUGUCAUUAACAGCAUCCAACCUACUCUAUCCGGGGUGGCGAUUGGAGCAGGGUGGCAAGCUUACGUAGCCUAUGUGAACGUAGGGUGCUACUAUUUCUUCGGCAUCCCUCUGGGUCUAGGGCUAGGCUACGCAGCGGACAUGGGUGUUUCGGGAAUCUGGGACGGAAUGCUGGCGGGAACAGCCUUACAAACAUGCAUCCUGUUCUGGAUGAUUUAUAGGACUAACUGGAACAAAGAGGCAUGCAUAGCUGGAGAUAGAAUCAAACAAUGGGGGGGAACGGUGGAUCUUCCCAAAGAGACUGACGUCGAGGAUGAAGCAAGAUGACAAUGUGUCAUGUGGUCAAGCAUCUAGAACAACUUUCAUCAGUAAAAUGACACGCUUUAUCACCCCCGAAUUAAACCACCCCCGAAUUAAACGCCAUGUUCCAUCAGCACAUGUUACGGGAAUUCUUCAUUACAAUUCAAUUGUCUUUGGAGCCGUUAAUAGAAAAUUGCUCAUUCUUUUUUCA
This is a messenger RNA of Rhododendron vialii, 3506 nucleotides long. RefSeq lists its product as uncharacterized. NCBI's taxonomy places the organism in Eukaryota, Viridiplantae, Streptophyta, Magnoliopsida, Ericales, Ericaceae. Gene Ontology annotation, biological process: xenobiotic detoxification by transmembrane export across the plasma membrane. The transcript is spliced from 17 exons. Gene Ontology annotation, molecular function: antiporter activity; xenobiotic transmembrane transporter activity. Gene Ontology annotation, cellular component: vacuolar membrane. The record is from RefSeq and is a predicted model, not a curated record. Bases 38 to 3322 code for a protein of 1094 amino acids.